This is a messenger RNA of Nothobranchius furzeri (turquoise killifish), 6862 nucleotides long. RefSeq names its product serine/threonine kinase 32A (gene stk32a). Gene Ontology annotation, biological process: protein phosphorylation. NCBI's taxonomy places the organism in Eukaryota, Metazoa, Chordata, Actinopteri, Cyprinodontiformes, Nothobranchiidae. Gene Ontology annotation, molecular function: protein kinase activity; ATP binding. The record is from RefSeq and is a predicted model, not a curated record.
CACCGGCGCGUCCUGUGGGUCACGUCUCUCCGUCUCUCCGCGCUGAAUCGGUUCUCCUUUAUUUGAUAUUUUUCGGAUUAUUCCAGAGGCAGGUGUCCUGUCUGACGCGUCAUCGUCCGAACGCCGGUGACAACUCAUACCCCGAGCCGCACUGUUGCUCCACAUCUCCGCAGCAUCAGCAGGCUGGGUCAGAACUGGUACCACGAUGCCCAGCUGAGCGCCUGCGUUCUGAGGUUGGCCUCUCAGACAGCAGAGGGUCAUAGCUACAAACACAUCAUCCACCCCCCCCUCCCAGCUGGAGUAAACAGCCAUCCUUCUGCCUGCAUCCAUCUAAGCAGCAGUGAAGACAGACAGAAAACAGGAAGAAUCAGCCUGUGUGUGUGUGUGUUUGUGUGUGCACAUUCACUUUAGCCCCCUAGCCCAUUUUCUUUGUGUGCGCAGUGAUGUGUGGCUGUGUCAAGGUGCAGAGCUGAGAGGAAGACGGGAACACUUUAAGUCAGCUAAACGGCAUCUAGCCCGUGAGACUGUGUUUGUGUGAGUUUUGAGUUUAGCUGUGGACCAGGCUAUGAGGGAGAGCUGCUGGAGACUGGGUUGAUUUGAGUGGGACAGGGAGAUCUGAUAGGAGGCGCGGCCAUGGGGCUCGGACAGUCCAGCAAGACCCCAGUCACCAAUGACACAGACGAGGUCAAUUUUGACCAUUUCCAAAUCUUGAGGGCAAUAGGAAAAGGGAGCUUUGGAAAGGUCUGCAUAGUGCAGAAGAAAGAUACCAAGAAGAUGUAUGCAAUGAAGUACAUGAACAAGCUCAAAUGUGUGGAACGGAAUGAAGUGAGGAAUGUCCUGAAGGAGAUGCAGAUCAUGCAGAACCUCGAGCAUCCUUUCCUGGUUAAUUUCUGGUAUUCAUUCCAGGACGAGGAGGACAUGUUUAUGGUGGUGGACUUGCUCCUGGGUGGAGACUUGCGGUAUCACCUCCAGCAGAACGUGCACUUUACAGAGAGCACUGUGAAGCUCUACAUAUGUGAGUUAGCUCUGGCUCUGGGAUACCUCCGCUGUAAGCACAUCAUACACCGAGACAUCAAACCUGACAACAUUUUGCUCGAUGAGCAUGGACAUGUCCAUCUAACAGACUUCAACAUCGCAGCUAUUGUAAAGGAGGACCUGAAAGCAACAUCCAUUGCUGGCACCAAGCCAUACAUGGCUCCGGAGCUAUUUCAGAACUUUGAAGGAUCCCACCCAGGCUACUCCUUCUCUGUCGACUGGUGGUCACUUGGGAUUACAGCCUAUGAGCUACUUAGAGGACAGAGACCAUAUGUGAUGCGGUCUAAUACACCAUCUAACGAGAUUCUUCAGAUGUUCCAUAAAAUCCAUCCCACUUAUCCAGCAGCCUGGUCCUUGGAGAUGAAGUCUCUUCUCAGAAAGCUGUUGAGCAUAGAUGUCCAGAAGCGCAUCUCCUGUCUCGCAGAGCUCCAGGAUCUGGACUACGUGUCAGAUGUCAACUGGGAUGCUGUGCUCAGCAAACAGCUUUCUCCAGGCUUUAUUCCCAAUAGACGGAGACUAAACUGUGACCCGACGUUUGAGUUAGAGGAAAUGAUUCUGGAGUCCAAACCACUGCACAAGAAGAAGAAAAGGCUUGCAAGAAAGACCAGAGAACAGGGGUCUGAUGGAUCCCCUCAGAGUGGGCUGUUGCAGAGCCGAUUGGACAACGUCCAGAGAGACUUCAUUGUCUUCAACAGAGAAAAGACUAAAAUGGCAUUAGUGGAUUCUUCAGAACUAUCCACAAGUGAGAAGAACAAGGCAAUAGAAGACGGACAGAACAACAACGUUGAGCCAGCUUCUUAUUUAUCAGGAUAAUGGUCUUAGGUCCUCCAGCUCAUUUCUUGCACCUGCCUAGCUUGCAGAUCAGCAAAUAAACAGCCAGACACCAUAUUGUACAGUUAGCACAUGGCUUCACAACUGGUGGUUUUCUAUGUCCCUACACUCUAAAUAGUGUACAAAAACAACACUGUAUGCACUCAUUUUAACACCACUCAAUCCAAAAAGACAAGACAAAGCCACAAGUCAGUGCUGUAGAAGAGAAACAGACUUCUGCAGCAGCAGCAACAUGACAUAGUUGCUUCAGUGUCACCAAAAAGGACCGCCUGAGCUGCAUGCUUCUUAUUGUUCUCUCGCACAGCCCUCUGGUGCCUGAUCAGAGCGCUGCACUGAGGGAAAAAGAAAAAAAACAGAUCCCUGCUGAAAAAUAAGAAGCUGAAAUCUGAGUAUUUCGAUUCCAACUUGAUACAUUUUCUGGCUGUGUGUAUUUACACAAAACACAGUUCUCUGGUUAGACUAACAACCAUUUGGGUAGAAAAAUGUUCUCUAUGUGUCCUGACUAGCAUGACGGACGUAGCAACCUUAAAAGUUAAUUAGAUAAAACAAGUUAUUUGUUUUUUAAGGCAGAAAACUUCACUUUAUCAGAAUUAGUAAAUGGCUUUGAGCAUGAAUGGCUCACUUUAUCAAAGCAGCAGAUUAAUAGCUGUAGUAAUCAUGAUGCUUAGCUUUGCUAUAAGCUAGAAUUGAUAGCAGGCCUGUAGCUUUUCCGAUAAAGCCCUAAGUCCAUCUCUGGCUGAAACAGACGAAAGCUGCUGUCUUACACUGUGUACAGUUCAAGUUUAAAUGUAUCUAAAGAAAGAGUUUAAAAAAAGAAAUGUACAUGGGGUUGUGUGGUUUUAAGCUGUAGAAGAGGAACAUUCGGAAUAAAGUUUUAGCUAAAAUAUUAGCAUUUUGAGCAAAUUUUUACAUCAGUUUGGGGCUUCAGAGAGGGAAAAAAAGAGUAGAAAUGUAUUUUCUGCUCUGACUCCUGCUUUGCACAUGCUCUUCAUAACUUGUUGCAUUUAUGCACAAAAAUAAAACUGUGAGUGAUUUUUUUCCCUUAAACAUGAAUUCAUAGAUGUGAAUUAAGCUAACUCCUGCACAAAAAGUUUUAAGUAGUGUAUUACUGUCCUUUUACCUUUGUGUAAAAGUCGUAUAUAUUUCAUUGUACCAAACAAAAUAGCUAUUUUCAGUCUGUUUCAGGGUUUAAAAAAAUUGCUUCAGAUAUUAUAGCCAAAACAGCACCCUUUGUCUUGCUGGCUGAACUUUUUCAAAACUGCAGCCAAAAAUGUAGAAAACACUUGCCUCUGAAGCUUGCAGAGGGGAUGCCUUACACCAUAAAUGACACACAGCUUAUUUCUGUAUGUAUUUGAAGUGACAAACCUACCUUGUUUCAGCCACCUAAUAAAAAAAUGGUGUGAUUUGUAAUGCUUCAUCACCUUCCGGGCCUUGGUUUUUAAACCUGCACCAUGAAUCAACCCUUUCACACCUGUGAUCUGUUGUAAAAACUUCACCAAAACCACAUUUAAUUCAUUAGUGUUUCUGUUGUUUCUAUUGAAAACUGGGAAAAUGUUUUGACCUUUGUGUUGCUGUUGUCGCUAACGUAGCUUUAUAGAUCCAAAGAUGGUUCCCUGUGUGAGUUGUGGGACAUGUUUGGGAUUGUUAAAUGAGUGGAUGGUGGCUUUGGGGAUACCUGGUCUAAAUCAUUUGAGAUUUUUUUUAAAACAGCAUAGAUGUUUAUUCAGGGGUACCCAAUCCUCGUCCUCGAAGGCCGGUGUCCAGCAUGUUUUAGUUUGAACUCUGCUUCAACACACCUGAUUUCAAUCAGCAGGUGAUUAACAGGUUUCUGCAGAGCCUGAUGAGAUGCUGCACAGGUGAUUCAACCAGUUAAUCAAGUUUGUUGGAGCAGAAAAACCACAAAACCUGCUGGAUACCGGCCCUCCAGGACCAGGAUUGGGCACCCCUGUUGUAGAUUGUUACCAGCAAUGCCAGAUAUAUUUUUUGUUUUAUUUUCUGAUCUUCCAUACAUAUAUGGUAAUUGGCCUGUAUUUGGCACCUUCUUAGGGUUCAACAACCCCCCCAAGGUGCUUCACAACACAAUCAGUCAUUCACACACACAAUCACACGCUGGUGAGGUCGAGCUACGAUGUAGCCACAGCUGCUCUGGGGCACACUGACAGAGAGUAGGCCUGCUGAGCUCCGGCACCACCGGUCCCUCCAACCACCACCAGCAGGCAAGGGAGGUUGGGUGUCUUGCCCAAGGACCCAACAGCAGCAUUCUCUGGUUGGAGCCCAGAACCCACUCUACCUCCUGAGCUACUGCUGUCCCCAAACCUUCACUGACAAAUAGUAUUUAGGCCAGGUAAAACCCAUUCGAAAGAUAAAAAUAAAGUAUUUAAAUAGGCUAAAGCUACGUCUGAGAACAGAAUUGUCCCAAUCCUGUGAAUUGUUCUACAUUGUUUUGUCCUUCACUUGUUGUGUGUUUAUUGUAAUCAAAUGUGAUGGAGCUGAAACUAUUAAGGUGUGCCUUAAAUAAUAAAUUUCUUUUUUGAACUGACAGAUAUUUUGUUUAAUCUUAAACAUUUUUUAAAAAUAAUUAUGAAUGAAAUGGAACUCGUUCAAAUCUUAUUUUUAUACCUGCCUUACAGAAUGCUGCCCUCUAGUGUUACAUGAAUAGUGUAACAAACAUUUAACAAUACUUGUUGUUUUAACACGUGAAUAGAACUUCUCAUAGCUAGUCUUGCACUUAUCUGAACGAGUUUCCAUUUUUUUUCCUGAGUGACUCCUUCUUUUUAUCUUUUACCAGCGAAUAAAGAACCGCUGCUCUGGGUCAUCUAGAGGGCACCAUCCCUUCUUUCCUCCACAGCAGGCUUUACUAAGGCAGCACUUUUUCCACAUUAAUAGCUGAACUGGGGAAAGAUCUUCUCACUUGAUGAAUGCUUCUAAAUUCUGUCUGACAGGAGCUCAGAUAAGCCAAACCAUAGCAAAUAACAGAGUUAGUAAUAUGUUUACAGCAAGAGAGAGAGAGAGAGAGAGAGAGAGAGAGAAAUGGACCAACGUGCAGCUCAAGUCCUACUUAGAUAUCUCAAUACUCUGUUCAAAUGCUAAAUAUUAAUUUUGUCAUUUUUACAUGAAUAAUUUUACCUCAACAUAUUUUCUCAUCCCUUCACAACACAUGUGCUGUGGUAUUUAGAUUUAAAUUUUAUUUAUAAAAAUCAUACUUUUAUUAUUUCUACUAGUUGGACCAUUUUUGUGAAGACUGGAUAACACAAUGUGACUAAAUCACAGCUAUUAAUACAGUUUAAACUGAACAGCAGCUACAAGUUAGCCGCAGAUUUGAAUCCCAGCAGAGGCAUUCUGCAAGGAGUUUCCAUGAUUUUAUCAUAGAAAACUGAUCCAAUGACAGAAUGCCAGCUCACUGAGUGGGUGGGACUUAUCUUAGGGUAUAAAAAAUGAUGUAUGGAGAUGUUUGGGGCUGUAUUGACAGCCGACCUGGGGGUAGUAGCCUCAGGGAGUCCAGAGGUGUGUUCACUGUGACAAUAUUUCUGCCUUUUCACUUUAUUGAACCUACUGAAUCAUGGUGGUUUUUGGAGUUUAUCAGUGACAAGGUAAGAGUGUGCUGGUCGAGCCCUCACCUGGGAAAAAGAGCCAGGAUGUGAGGUCCGCUAGCUGGAGAUGAUCCGACAAGAAAGGAACUUUCUAUGGACCUAAAUCACAACUUCCAUGGAACAUGAGUAGGAACUUCACCUUUCCCCAAGAUAGUGAUCACUGUGGAAAAAGCACCAGUACCACAUUUAAGGGAUUCCCUCUACUGAUAAACACAGUUUGGAGUCAGUACAUUUUAGAAAAUAUGAAUAAAAAAUGUUUUCCCCACAAAGACUUUGCUGACAUUGACUCAUGUAACUAUAAAAUUGGUGAGUUGGGACUUUUUGCUUCCCCCACCACAUCUUUAUUGUCCAUUUCUGUUAGUUAUGUCCAAAUCUUGCAUGCCUAUAAAUAAAAAAAUUGACAUCAAACAGGCCACAUCUGUUGCAACUCAUGUUUAUUCAGGAAACAAACGAUACUACCACACCUUGGUUUUUCACCUGUCAUUUCAGGGUUCGGAUCUUUAAAGUAAAAAAAUAAACAGUGACAAAGGUUCUCAAACCAACAUAAAUACAACAAAACGCCACCUGUGCUAGCCUCAGAUUGCCAAAUAAAACCAACCUCUCCUUCUAACCUUCCCCACACAACUGCAUAACAAAAACGGCACCAGAAUCCUCUGCCUGAGCAGAAAACAGCAGACAUAAAAACGAGCUCUAAUUCCCUCCCUCUUCGACCGAUCAGAACCAGACGACUGGGCUGAUUGUUUUUUGUUAUUCAGCUGAUGUUGAAUGCAUAAAAUACUUUAUUAUAGGGUUGUAUUGGAAUGCUAAGAGAAUGGUGUCCUUUACUGGGAGCCCAGUUGGGAGGGAAUUAGAAAAAUGAGUAAAUCUGGAGGUAAAGCACCAAUAUCUGAGAUCAGAUUUAUUUAUUUCAUCGGGUCAUUGCAUCUGCAAGACUUCUUGUCACAAGUUGCUUCACAGAACAGUGAAUUCCUCCUCCUGGUGAUCAGUUUUCUACUUUUAAUUCACCAAUCUGUUUAUGUUGAGGUGAUUGCAUGGUUAGUUGCAGCCAGUAUGCUAGAAGCAAAUGCAAAGGACUAUUUCUUGCAAUGUUUUGUUAAGAUGCAGAUGGAAUGUAGACAAAUAAAAGUGGGUGAUAAAGAAUAAUUAAAUAAUUGUAUUUGUCUUUUUAAGUCUCCUCCUAAGCAGAUCAUACUUUUACUCUUUAAAAAAACUGAUAAUCAAUACGGUACAUCAGGAGAACAUCUCUGAGGAGAAGGUGGAUAAGGAUCAUGGAUCACGUCGCCCAUAGUAAUGUGGCCCAUGCAGGUCCAUGUCCAACAGCACUCCUGCUUUCAGCGGCGUUUUGUAUUUUUGCCUGGUCUAGGAAAUCCAAACAGGCUGCAACAACAUCAUUCACAAAGCUACAU